AUGGAUACUUUAGGGAAUCUCCUGAGAUCCCCUCGGAGCUCUAAAGCAUGCUCGACCUGCUCUGUUUCUCCGUUAGCCCCGUCAGCAGGCCCCUCUUCAGCGCCCCUCCCCCCCCUCUCCUCUCUCCCCCCGCCUUCAGCAGUCCCUCACACCUUUCGCACACAGCCUCUCAUACGUCGCCUCUCAUGCAUCGCAUUUCCUUCAACUCCCCUUCCUCCUCCUCCCAUUCCUUCACACGCCCUUCCAUCUCCCCCACUUCCAUCUCCCCCACUUCCAUCUCCCCCACUUCCAUCUCCCCCCCUUCCAUGUCCCCCACUUCCAUCUCCCCCACUUCCAUCUCCCCCACUUCCAUCUCCCCUCCUUCCAUCUCCCCCACUUCCAUCUCCCCUCCUUCCAUCUCCCCUCCUUCCAUCUCCCACCCUUCCAUCCCUCUCCUUCCAUCUACCCUCCUUCCAUCAACCCCCCUUCCAUCUACCCCCUUCGACCACCCCCACUUCCAUCUCCCUCCUUCUAUCUCCCCCACUUCCAUCUCCCCCACUUCCAUCUCCCCCACUUCCAUCUCCCCCACUUCCAUCUCCCCCCCUUCCAUCUCCCCCCUUCUAUCUCCCCCCCUUCCAUCUCCCCCCUUCCAUCUCCCCCCCUUCCAUCUCCCCCCCUUCCAUCUCCCCCCCUUCCAUCUCCCCCCCUUCCAUCUCCCCCCCUUCCAUCUCCCCCCCUUCCAUCUCCCCCCCUUCCAUCUCCCCCCCUUCCAUCUCCCCCCCUUCCAUCUCCCCCCCUUCCAUCUCCCCCACUUCCAUCUCCCCCCCUUCCAUCUCCCCCCUUCCAUCCCCCCCCCUUCCAUCCCCCCCCCUUCCAUCUCCCCCCCUUCCAUCUCCCCCACUUCCAUCUCCCCCACUUCCAUCUCCCCCACUUCCAUCUCCCCUCCUUCCAUCUCCCCCACUUCCAUCUCCCCUCCUUCCAUCUCCCCUCCUUCCAUCUCCCACCCUUCCAUCCCUCUCCUUCCAUCUACCCUCCUUCCAUCAACCCCCCUUCCAUCUACCCCCUUCGACCACCCCCACUUCCAUCUCCCUCCUUCUAUCUCCCCCACUUCCAUCUCCCCCACUUCCAUCUCCCCCACUUCCAUCUCCCCCACUUCCAUCUCCCCCCCUUCCAUCUCCCCCCUUCUAUCUCCCCCCCUUCCAUCUCCCCCCUUCCAUCUCCCCCCCUUCCAUCUCCCCCCUUUCCAUCUCCCCCCCUUCCAUCUCCCCCCCUUCCAUCUCCCCCCCUUCCAUCUCCCCCCCUUCCAUCUCCCCCCCUUCCAUCUCCCCCCCCUUCCAUCUCCCCCCCUUCCAUCUCCCCCUCUUCCAUCUCCCCCCCUUCCAUCUCCCCCACUUCCAUCUCCCCCCCUUCCAUUUCCCCCACUUCCAUCUCCCCCACUUCCAUCUCCCCCACUUCCAUCUUCCCCCCUUCCAUCUUCCCCCCUUCCAUCUCCCCCCCUUCCAUCUCCCCCCCUUCCAUCUCCCCCUCUUCCAUUCCCCCACUUCCAUCUCCCCCACUUCCAUCUCCCCCCAUUCCAUCUCCCCCUCUUCCAUCUCCCCCCUUUCCAUCUCCCUCCCUUCCAUCUCCCCCUCUUCCAUCUCCCCCCUUUCCAUCUCCCCCCCUUCCAUCUCCCCCUCUUCCAUCUCCCUCCCUUCCAUCUCCCCCUCUUCCAUCUCCCUCCCUUCCAUCUCCCUCCCUUCCAUCUCCCCCUCUUCCCAGACCCCCGCUUCCUUCAACUCCACUUCCUUCACCACCCCCGUUCACCGGUCUCCUGAGUGGAUCUCACAGGCGAGUUCAAGCUUGUCAAAUUGCCCGCCAGCCCCAUCAGCAGGUCUCCCUUCACUGCCUCGCCCCCUUUCUGACCUCCCUAUGCUGGCCGCCGCCUCCACUGCUGCCACCAACGCCUCUCACCAACCUCGCGCCAAGCUGGUCAAAAUUCUCGUGUCUCAAGGCUGGCUGAACGGAAACUAG
Closterium sp. Naga37s-1 is the source of this 1989-nucleotide messenger RNA. The record is from the annotation of a GenBank genome assembly. Lineage: Eukaryota; Viridiplantae; Streptophyta; Zygnematophyceae; Desmidiales; Closteriaceae.